AUGGAACAACAGGAUAACGAUUUUUUGAAGAAAAAAGACAGCUAUGAAACCUGUAGCACUGGUACAAUUGCAUCUUAUAGUUCCUAUAAUGAAAAUAGUCAUUUAAUUGAAAAAAAAAUAAUUGAUCAAGACUAUGUUAAUGUAGAUUCAAUUUUUAAUAAAAUGUCUUCUAGCCUUAUAGCUAUGCUACAAGGGGUAGAAGUGUUGUGUAAUUUUUCAAUUUUGUUUCUUUUUAAAGAUAACUAUAAAUUAGACCCUGCAUCUUUAAGUGUAGUAAUGAGUUUAAUAAAAAUUCCAUGGUCUGUUAAACUUAUAUGGGCAAUAUUAUCAGAUAGUUAUCCUAUAUUUGGUUAUAGAAGAAAAUAUUAUUUAUUAUUGGGAUCCCUUUCAUGUAUCAUAUCUUUAAUAACCCUUGGAUUAAUAAAUCAUACAAAUAUUAUAUUAACUAUAUGUUUAUUAAUAAUUUUUUUUUUUGGAAGUUCUCUUUGUAAUGUUAUAGGUGAAGCUCAAGUAGUAGAGUCAAGUAGAAAAGGAUCUAUUAGUAAUUCAGCCAAAAAUAUUUCAGCUUUUUUUGCCUUUAGAAAACUUAGUUUUGCAUUAAUGUCUUAUUUAUCUGGAUUUUUAUUAUCUAUUAUGAAUAAGCAACAUAUAUUUUUAGUUGGAUCGUUUUUGCCAAUAUGCGUUUUUGUUUCUGCAUUUUUUAUACUAGAAAAGAAAAAUUGUAAAAAAACAUGCGUAAAAGAACAAAUGAAAUGUAUCUAUGAUAUAUUAAAAAUUCCCUACAUUAAAAAUUUCAUUAUUUAUAUAUUUAUAAUGAUGUCAACACCAUCCUGUGGAAGCACAUUGUUUUUUUUUAUGACUAAUGAAUUAAAAUUUGGUGUACAGCUAUUAGGUAAAAUGGCUAUGUUUCAAUCAGUAGCUAGCUUAAUAGCUAUAUUAUUUUAUAUGCUUUUUUUUAGUAAAGUAGACAUAGGGAAAUUGCUAUUUUAUUCUACAAUUAUAAUAACACCGUUUUGUUUAUUACCAUUAGUGGUUGUAAAUAAAUUAAACAAUUACCUUUAUAUUCCUGAUAGUGUAUUUAUCAUAACAGAUACAAUUUUAAUAGAAUUUAUCGGUGAAUUUCAGACUAUACCUUUAUUAGUAUUAUGUUCACGUGUAACACCAGAAGGACUAGAAUCAACUAUUUAUUCACUUUUACUAUCAGCAAAUAAUUUAGCAUUAAUUAUAAGUUCUUUUUUUUCAUCAUUAUUAACAUAUGUACUAGGAAUAACGUCAACUAAUUUUAAAAACUUAUCAUUAAUGAUAAUAAUUUGCUGCCUUACAAAUUUAAUUCCAUUGUUUUUUAUGUAUAUCCUACCCAAUUUUAAUAAUAAAGAUUUACAUAAAUAUAAAGAUCCUUGCGAAAAUAUUAGUUAUGAAAUAACUGAUUAUGUAUCAUCUAAAAGUUCUGAACAAAAUGAAAAAAAAAAUACAUCUGAAGAAAUCCAAAUUAAUUGA
Molecule: messenger RNA, 1497 nt
Organism: Plasmodium gallinaceum
Lineage: Eukaryota; Apicomplexa; Aconoidasida; Haemosporida; Plasmodiidae
Product: folate transporter 1, putative
Exons: 4
Coding region: 1-1497 (498 amino acids)
Source: RefSeq, a predicted model, not a curated record